UCGGGCCCGGCAGGAUCGCUGCCAGUCAGCCAGCAUCCGGUGGAGUCAUGGACGAUCGCAGUCGAUUAUCGUGACACGGCGAUCCGCCGGGGUUUAUCGCUUUCCGAUUGCGCUAUCACAAGCUAGUGUGCACCAUCCAGACACUCCUAUUUAACUAACUCCUUCGCCGCCGCCGUUUCUUUGUCCAGGAACAAAGAAAAAUCCCCGUGCGUCUGGCCAUGCCUUUUCUUGCCUCUGUUGUGGCCGUAUUGGCUGGGGCCGGUGCCGUCGCGGGCCAGUAUUUCCCGCCCACGCCCGAGGGAUUGAAGGUCGUGCAUUCGAAGCAGUACGAGGGGGUCAAGAUCUCGUACAAAGAGCCCGGAAUAUGCGAAACCACUCCCGGCGUCAAAUCAUACUCCGGCUACGUCCAUCUUCCCCCUGGGACACUCAACUCCCUCGGCAUCGCCCAGGACUACCCCAUCAAUACAUUCUUUUGGUUCUUUGAGUCUCGCAAUAAUCCCCUCAAUGCACCGCUAUCCAUUUGGAUGAAUGGCGGCCCCGGUGGGUCGUCCAUGAUCGGCCUGUUGCAGGAGAAUGGUCCCUGUAUGGUGAACCCCGACUCGAAUUCAACGGAGCUGAACCCAUACUCGUGGAACAACUACGCCAAUAUGCUGUAUAUCGAUCAGCCGAACCAAGUCGGGUUCAGCUAUGACGUACCCACCAAUGGUACGUAUGAUCAGCUCACGGAGAUCUUGGAUGUCGCAUCUUGGGAGGACGGGGUUGUUCCGGAGCAGAACAACACCUUUUACGUGGGCACAUUCCCAAGCCAGGAGGUCCAGGCAACCACGAACAGCACCAGCAAUUCGGCGCGCGCGCUGUGGCUAUUCGCGCAGACCUGGUUCGCUGAAUUUCCCGAGUACCGGCCCCAUGACGACCGGGUGAGUAUCUGGACGGAGUCGUAUGGCGGACGGUACGGACCAGCGUUUACGGCUUUCUUCCAGGACCAGAAUGAGAGGAUUGAAGAGGGGGCUAUCGAGGGUCAUCCUAUUCAUUUGGAUACGUUAGGGAUUAUCAAUGGGUGUGUGGAUCUGUUGAUCCAGACCCCCUCGUUCCCUAAUAUCGCGUAUAAUAAUACGUAUGGGAUCGAGGGGAUCAACAAGACGGUGUAUGACAAGGCGAUGCAUGCUUGGAGCAGGCCCGGCGGGUGCAGGGAUAUGAUUCUGGAGUCUCGGGAUGUGGAAGCAGUGGGUGAUCCCUUGAUGUAUGGGGAUAAUGAGACGGUGAAUCGCAUUUGCGAGGAUGCAUCCCGAUACUGCCUGAAUGAGAUCAAGGGACCUUUCACGAAUUUCUCGGGCAGGGGGUACUACGAUUUCGCUCAUUUCAACCCCGACUCUUUCCUCCUCCCGUACUACGUGGGAUACUUGAAUCAACCCUGGGUGCAGAGCGCACUGGGCGUCCCGAUCAACUUCACCAUGUCAGCGGAGAAGGUCUACGAGAGUUUCCACACAACAGGCGACUAUCCCCGCUCAGAUACUCGCGGGAUGGUGGGCGAUCUCGGCUACUUGCUUGACUCGGGCAUCAAGGUGGCCUUGGUGUACGGAGACCGGGACUAUGCGUGUCCGUGGAACGGCGGCGAGGAUGUCAGUCUGGCGGUGGAUUAUGUGGAUAAGGACAAGUUCCAGGCUGCCGGGUAUGCGGACGUGCAGACGAACUCGUCGUACGUUGGAGGCAUGGUGCGGCAGUAUGGGAAUUUCUCGUUCACGCGCGUCUUCCAGGCAGGCCACGAAGUGCCGUUUUACCAGCCCCAGACUGCAUAUGAGAUCUUCAAUCGGGUGCAGUUCAACCGGGAUCUGGCGACAGGGAGGAUUAACACGGCCCGCAAUGCGAGCUAUACCAGUGAGGGGCCGUCGUCGACCUGGAAUGUUACCAACCAGGUGCCGGAGAGUCCCGCGCCGACAUGCUAUUUGCUGGCCAUGGAGGAUACGUGCACCGAGGAGCAGCGGGAAAGCGUGGUUAAUGGGAGUGCUGUGGUGAAGGAUUGGAUUGUG
Aspergillus sclerotioniger CBS 115572 is the source of this 2027-nucleotide messenger RNA. RefSeq names its product putative carboxypeptidase S1 (gene cp1). The record is from RefSeq and is a predicted model, not a curated record. The annotation marks the transcript as partial. Lineage: Eukaryota; Fungi; Ascomycota; Eurotiomycetes; Eurotiales; Aspergillaceae. Gene Ontology annotation, molecular function: serine-type carboxypeptidase activity. Gene Ontology annotation, biological process: proteolysis. Gene Ontology annotation, cellular component: fungal-type vacuole. The transcript is spliced from 2 exons.